Messenger RNA from Cherax quadricarinatus, 7750 nucleotides. The record is from RefSeq and is a predicted model, not a curated record. NCBI's taxonomy places the organism in Eukaryota, Metazoa, Arthropoda, Malacostraca, Decapoda, Parastacidae.
AUGCUACUUGUACAUUAUUAUAUUUUUAAAUCUAAUGCCACUAAAUACCCUUCCCUAGUUCUGUGCCCAAUCCUGUGCUCUGGGCACGGCGACUACAUGAACGGGCAGUGUCGGUGCCACCCUGGCUACAAGGGGAAGGAGUGCCAGCUACGACACCACGAGUGUGAGGUGCCAGACUGUAACAGCCAGGGCCAGUGUAUUGAUGGUCAGUGCCACUGUGCCAAGGGCUAUACUGGUGACUUCUGUCAGACUGUUGACUGUCCACAUCCGACUUGUUCGGGUAACGGAUGGUGUGUUCUGGGCUCUUGCGUCUGCCAGAAAGGUUGGAGGGGCCCCGACUGUUCGGAAAACGAUUUAGACCCGACAGUGUCUACCAGACUGCAAUAACCCGGUGCUUUUGACAUCGAAAAGCAUACCCGGUUCCACCCCCCUGGACCGGGGUCAGAUUUUUUCCCAAAAGGGAAAUAUAACCCGAAAUACUAAUCAUGUUCACUGGACUGUGGUCUUCACGGUAUCUGUGAGAACGAUGCCUGUGCCUGUGACGAGGGCUGGAAAGGUGACAACUGCCUCGAGAAACUGUGUGACGCAAGAUGCAGUGAACAUGGACAGUGCAAGAACGGUACAUGUGUGUGCAUGACAGGUUGGAAUGGAAGGCACUGUACCCUCUCCGGCUGCCCAAGUAACUGUCGUAGCCGCGGUACCUGUGAGGCCACGGUGGAUGGUACAUGGUACUGCAGGUGCGAAACUGGCUGGGAUGGCCCUGACUGCUCAGCCAUGCUCGAAACGUUGUGUAAUGACGGCAAAGAUAAUGACAGAGAUGGCUUGACUGACUGUCAGGAUCCUGAGUGUUGCACACAUCUGGCUUGCAAUGGUUCACAACUUUGUGUCUCCAGAGCCUCAUCUCCCAUAGACAUCCUCCUGAGGAAGCAGCCUCCGGCAGCCACCGCUUCCUUCUUUGAGAAGAUGAAAUUCCUCAUUGAAGAGGACUCCCUCCAACACUUCACCAGCACUGAUGCGUUCAAUAUGAGUGUUUUUCGGAACUACUUCCACCCGAGGAGAGCAGCUGUGGUCCGAGGUCGGGUCGUGACCCGAGCUGGAAGAGGCGUGGUAGGCCUAAGAGUAGCCACCAUGGAGAAUCAAGAAGGCUUCACUCUUACAAGACGCGAUGGUUGGUUUGACAUUAUGGUUAAUGGUGGAGGAGCCGUGACUUUGACAUUUGGGAAACCUCCUUUCAGUCCUAAAACGAUUUGCGUGAUGGUCCCAUGGAACGAGGUGGUCGUACUGGACGACAUCAUGAUGACCGUAACAGGACUCUCAAACAACGACCAUACGAACGACUACCACGACCACCAGCAACGACAACUCACCUCCCACUGCCCCCUCCACGACUACGACCUACUGCGACCAGUUGUAAUGGCGACCUGGCAAAAUGUUUUCCAAGGAGAAUGUCCAGAUGUAGACGCUAUUCUUGUAGAGUCGCAAGCUGUACAAGAAUCUGUACAAAUCCCUGGGACUGGAAUGUACUUGGUCUACCAUUCAUCCAGGGCCAAUGGCUACGAAUCAACCAUAAGGAUGCAACUAACACCAGAUCACAUCCCAGCAACCCUGCGUAGGAUACACUUGAGGAUAGUCCUUGAAGGAACUCUCUUUACCAGGGUCUUCGAGGCUGACCCCAACAUUAAGUUCACCUAUGCUUGGGAUCGCCUCAAUGUGUACAGGCAGCGGGUGCUUGGGGUGACAGUUGCCCGAGUUUCGGUGGGAUACGAACAUGCUUCGUGUCCCAAGAUCAUCUGGGAACACCAGACAGCCAGGGUAGCAGGCAAUGACCUCCUCAUUUCCAAGGUGGGAGGGUUCAACCUUCACGUCCAUCAUGCUUACAAUUACCACCAAGGUAUCUUACAGAAAGGCAACGGGCAAAACAUCUAUCUAGCUGGACAGAGACGCCUGGUCACCACUCUCCUUGGCACUGGUGAACAACGUGAAGUCAACUGUGGGGAGAGGUGUGAGGGGAGAGCUAAUCUUUCCCCUCUGUUGGCACCCACCUGUCUGGCUUCCGCUCCUGAUGGCUCUCUAUAUGUGGGAGAUUUCAAUCUUAUCCGUCGGGUGAAGCCAGAUGGAACAGUGAUCACUGUUGCCAGGCUGAAUGAGACACGUGUAUCAUACCGGUACCACGUGGCAGUGUCACCCCUGGAUGGGUCAGUAUACGUCAGUGACCCCGAGGCUCACCAGGUGCUGAAAUUGACCUCCACAUCCAGUGUACUCGACCCCCACCACAAUGCUAUUGCCGUGGCAGGCUCUGGUCAACGCUGCCUUCCAGGUGACAGGAACAAGUGUGGGGAUGGUGGAUAUGCUAUCCACGCCAGGCUUACCUAUCCUAAGGGUCUGGCCAUCUCAUCCACUGGUGAUGUGUACAUUGCUGAUGGUACCAACAUCCGUGUCAUGAACCCCACUGGAAUUAUCUACACUGUCAUUGGUGGGCACGACCACCGCUCUCACUGGGCACCUGUGCCCUGCAACGGCACCAUCAACAUGGACCAGUUGCACCUGAGAUGGCCCACAGAGCUGGCCAUCUCUCCCCUGGAUGGUUCACUGCAUAUUCUGGAUGAUCAUCUCAUCCUCAGAGUGACGCCUGACAACAGAGUUCAGGUGUUGAGUGGUCGUUCUCUCAACUGCCCAACGCCAAUACACGACCCUCCUGACAUUUCACGCACCGCCCUGCUACUGAAUCCUCAGUCCAUAGCAUUUUCCCCUCAAGGAGAGUUGUACGUAGCGGAGAGUGACACGCAGCGCAUCAACAGAGUUCGCAUAAUAACUAGCGAUGGGCGCAUAUCCAUCUUCGCUGGAGCAGACUCCCGCUGCAACUGCAGAGAUCCGACAUGCUAUUGCCACACUUACGAUAACGUCUCCGCGUCCUCCGCUAUCUUCUCCUCCAUCUCCUCCAUUGCUGUCACUCCAGAUGGCGUCCUCCACAUCAGUGACCAGGCUGGGUACCGAGUAAGGUCAGUCAGAACUGUUCUCCCAGCCCAUGUACAUAAACAAUACGAAAUCUUCUCCCCCGAUGCACACGAAGUCUACAUCUUCAACAAAUACGGUCAACAUGUAGAGACCAGGAACCUUGUGACAGGACAGACUAUCUAUAAGUUCUCCUACAGCAUCAAUUCCAGUGAGGGGAGAUUGUUGACUGUUACUGAUGGAGCGAGUAAUAGAUUUCAACUCAUUCGUAACUACUUCGGGGAUGUGACAGCGAUUGAAAAUCCCCAGAAACAGCGAGUGAAAAUUAGUUUAUCAAUGAUGAAGAUGCUGGAGCAACUGGUAGCUCCUGAUGGGUACAAUAUUACCUUCCGCUAUCACGGUGCGUCUGGCCUCAUGCACUCCAAGAUCGAAGCCGUAGGCCGUUCCUAUAACUACGACUAUGACGAACAGGGUCGCCUGACGCAAGCAGUCUUGCCUACAGGUCAGGUCAUUCAGCUGACCUUUGACCUGAGCACCAGAGGAGCAGAGGUCAUGGUCACCCGAGAUGGGAAGAAUCCAGUCAGAACAAGAGUCAGGGGGAACACACUGACCCAUAACUCAGGUCCUGUGGAGGCCGUGGCAGACAUGGGAGGUGACGGUCAACUGAGGAUGGUAACAGAUUGGGGUCAUGAGGUCUCCCUAGAAAGGACAUCCUACCGUGUCUUGGAAUCUACCAGUCAGAUCGCAGCAGAGAUGUUCCCUAUCCUCUCUCGCCAGCAGACCCACAUCACCGGGGAACUGGUGAACCGUUACGAGUGGAUAUACUCUCCGGCUAACCACUAUAGUGGUGGGCUCGGCAUGAAGGUUGCUGCUACUCUACGUGUGAAUGGAGCUGACCUACUGACUCUCAGCUAUGAUCCUGUAUCAUCCUCAGAGGCCCUCCUAUCCGUCUCAGGUCAAAUGCUCAUCAACAUUACUUACGAUACCGUUGGUCGACCUGUCCGCUGGAUACCCGUGUCUCCCCUGGUACCUAGUAACGUAAGUUACGAUCACUGGGGACACAUUACUGGCUGGACUCGAGGCAAUCUCUCUGAAGAGUACCACUAUGAUAGCUCCUUAAGAUUAACGUCAGUCACUUAUGCUGAUGGAGCUACUGUAAACUACGAUUAUAGGGAGAAGUUAACUAAGCCUGAGAAAGUAACUCAUCCGAGCGGUCGAGCCUACGGCCUAGUCUACGACGAUGCUGGUUCACUACGUCAAGUUUUAACACCUCGAGGUUCAGCCUACACUCUACACCUCUCUACCUCCCUAGGCUUCUACAGGCUACGUCUGGCCCUACCUGUUGACACCAUAGGCCUCCAGAUACGUUUGGAUGAGCGAGGUCGUCUCUUGGCUAUGACUCAGCCUGGUCGUGGGGGCACUCUCAUCUAUCAGUACAAUGAUCUUGGUCAAGUCAGCGCCGAACUUUACGGUCAUGGCUUCACUGAAUACACCUACUAUUCCAAUGGCCUCAUCCGCACUGCUAAAACCAAACAUAAGCACGUCGACGUGAGGACUGAGUACCGUUAUCAUGCUGGACUGAUGAAGGAUAUGCGACUUCGAUACGGCUCUAAGAGUGACUUACAUCCUGUCAAGCUACGCUUCCAGUACGAUGGAUCAGCGAGACUUCGCAAACUUGAGGGUGAUAUCAAUUCUGAUAUUCCGCUCAACGAGGUGUACAUUCGCUUUGAUAACCAGACUGGUGUGCUUCAGUUGAUAAGUGACCUGCGAAUCAUUCGAAACAACAUCCUGGAAACCAUGCUACAGAACCCAAAGAAACACUACGUCAACACACGUAAACAAGAUGACUAUGGCCGCCUAUCUCAGGUUGACAUGACACUUCAGGGAAAAACAGUCUUCAUGAUGCGUCUGAAAUACGACAUCCGCAAUAGGAUAUCGGAGCGUCUAAUUGAGGUUGCUGGUCGACGCGAAGGACUCAAUAUUACAUACAUGGCUGAUGGGCAGAUACUGGAAGCUACAGGGACACAUACAUGGUUAUACAGCUACGAUGAAAAUGGAAAUAUAAUUAGUAACACCGACAAGGGUUAUGCAGAAAACCUUGUAUAUGAUGAAUGUGAUAGAGUGACUAGUGUCAGUGGCAGUCAGGUGGAGUACGAUGACCGAGGCUUCGUCAUCAGAAUAGAUAACCAAAACUUUGACUACAAUACUAAAGGUCAGCUUAUUUCAGGGUGGAAUAGUGAUGAGAACUGGUCCUUCACACUGGGCUAUGACCAUCUUAGUCGCAUAUCCAUUUAUCGUGAUCACAACAACAAUGCCACUCAGUUGAUCUACGGACGACCUGAUCUCCCGGAACUGAUCACCCACCUACACAACCCUCACACUGGGGCAACCACCGGACUUCUAUAUGAUGAUAUGAACCAUCUAAUUGCUAUUGACCAACCAGAUGGUCGUUAUUUCGUAGCAACAGACCAAAAUGGUACCCCCAUAGCUAUAUUUGAUGAUGUGGGCUCGCUAAUCCGCAGUCAAGUGUGGUCUCCCUUUGGCCACCUAGUGGACAAAGCUGGGUCUAACAUGUGGGUUGGUGUGGGUCCAUGGGGCAAGUUCCGGGAACCUCAAACGGGUCUGGUAAUCUUCAGAGGUUAUGCCUACCACCCUAAGUUAUUGCAGUGGAUGAGUCCUCGGUGGGGCCACCUUACUCAACCCAGAAGACAUGUGACUGAUGUUUUCGUGUAUCGCUUCAUGAACAACAACCCAUUCAACCCAACAUCGGACCGCCUCAGGCACUACUACACAGAUGUUUCUGACUGGUUGGAGUUGUACGGUAUAGAGCUCAGCAGAGUGCUGGGAUCAGAAUACCAUGAGAACACACUGGUGGUCCCCCAUCCUGUGGUGGCUGUGGACGAGAUGGGAGCAUCAGAAGUGGUCAGUGGCCUUUGGUGUCAGUACAGAGCUGGCGUCAGGCAUUUGCAUGACCUCAGCUUCUUCUCUCAGUCACAUAUCCAGCAUCGUAUGGGUAUGUGGAAUGGCGUGCCAAUUUCCCGUCAGGCUUCGAUAUUCGGGCCGGGAGUCUUGGUGUCGGAUAUUGAGGGUCGGGUUCUGGUUACUGGAGUCGGAGAAGAUGACUUUUCGGGUGUGAUUGGUGAUGUUAUACGAACAGUUCUGAACAAUUCGAUCAUUUUAGAUGUUAGUGCUACCCACAGCGGCCUUGACACAUUCUAUUUUAUCAAGAGUAAUCGCGUCAGAGCCAUCGAAGAUAUAAACCAUUUGCGACGUCUCUCAGGGAUCUUCAACGUAACUACUAGCGAUACUGAACACGGCCAGGAGAUCCGUAUGUCCACACCCACUGCCCACCUAGUGAUCAUGUACGGGGAGCGUGUACAGAGGGCACGCAGCCGUGUACUAGGAGAACUAGAAGAGAAAGCAGAAGAGCUAGCAUGGGCACGGGAAGCAGCAUUGGUUAGUGUUGGUCGACCAGGCACUCAUGUUUGGUCACCAGUAGAAGCAGCCGAACUGGUAAGAGAAGGCCGUGUUCCUGGUUACGUUGCUACCCAUCUUCACUCCACCUCCCGGUACCCUCUCCUAGCUGCCGAUGCCUCAAAUAUUGUCUUCAAACACGAGAGCUCCCGCAAGCGGCGCAAGAGCCGCAGAAAGGGACGCAAGAAGAGCUGGCGACAGCGCAAGAAAGUCGCUGUUUGAAAGCAUACGCUCACUCAAGUUUUUGCAGCGAAUGCUGUAACCGGUGAACUUCCAGACAUACGCUACUGAAUCUGCCUUGACCGACAGAUUGUGAUAUAAUUGUACAUAUUUAUGUAAAACUUAACAGAGUUUCCAUAUAUAUAUAUAUAUAAAUAUAUACGCACACUGAUGCGUUUUCGUUCUUUCUAUACGAGGUGAUUUAAGGAUAUAUCUUUCAUGAUUAUCAUAUAUUCAGUGUUCUUAAGAAACCCAACUGAAACCAUAUAUCAAUUAUGAAAACUUUUAGGUGUUUCUUUAAUGUGGUUUUUACUUACGACUGUAUCCUGAGCUAAUUCUAUCAUGUACAAUAUGUCAUGUCUUAUGUAAAUUAUAUUACUGAGUUUUUAAUAAAUAUUUCCAUGUACAUUUAUUAAAGGAAUUUUAAUUAUCCAUGUGUGUGUAGGUUUGUACUCAUCUGUAUGUGGUUGCAGGGGUUGAGUCACAGCUCCUGGCCCCAUCUCUUCACUGGUGACUAUUAAACUUGUGUCUCUUGUAAGUUCUUCCUUCCUCUGUCUUGUUACUUCUUGUUUUAUUGUCUUAAGAACAAAAGAAUGGAGGAACACUGCAGAAGACCUACUGGCCCAUACAAGGCAGGCCCUUAUCAAAACCACCACUACCCAAAGCUACCCAAGAAUUUGCUUCAGUACCUCAGAUACUAAUCAGACCUUGCCCUUCUCACUCGUAUAUUUGUCCAAUCUCUUUUUAAAGUUAUCCAAGGUCUUAGCCUCUAUUACCUUAGUCAGAAGACUGUUCCAUACAUUGAAAACUCUGUGUAACAGCUUUACUGUAGAUGUUUUGUCAUCCAAUGGUUCUAUCAAUACAAAUUCAAAGACAUAAAUGGAAGACAGUAGAACUAUGUACAAAAGAUGAGGUAAUCAGUCCCUCAGUCUUGGAGUUGGUUAAGAUCACUGUAGUCUUGAAGACUCUGGAGCACAGGCAGAAGGGCUAGUGCUUAUAUACUAGCAUCAGGUGGUUCAGAGGACAUCACAAUCCACCUACCAGUGACUGUCCUCCGUCUGCUACCCGUCCCUUACCACCUGACGCCAGUAUAUAAGUGCCAGCC